Molecule: messenger RNA, 1131 nt
Organism: Suillus fuscotomentosus
Lineage: Eukaryota; Fungi; Basidiomycota; Agaricomycetes; Boletales; Suillaceae
Exons: 6
Coding region: 1-1131 (376 amino acids)
Source: RefSeq, a predicted model, not a curated record
AUGCACAGCUAUUCAUUUACUCGCUCCGGUCAAGCGCCACAUUCACGAUGUGCUUCUGUUCAAGAGGUUGAAGACGAAGAAGCCCCAAGUCCCUUCAAAAAUGACUUCCCUCAUGCCGACAUCCACGAGCUGCUUGCUCCUGACUUGCUGCAUCAACUGAUCAAAGGCACAUUCAAGGACCACCUGGUUGAAUGGGUGGGUAAAUAUCUCGAACGUGAGUAUGGAAAAGCAGGCGCGGCAGAGAUUAUGGAUGAUAUUGACCAAAGAAUUGCUGUCGCACCCUCAUUCCCUGGUCUAUGGCGUUUUCCACAAGGGCACAGGUUCUCACAAUGGACAGGUGACGACUCGAAAGCAUUAAUGAAGGUCUAUCUUCCAGCAAUCGAAGGGCAUGUACCAGACGAUGUAGUUCAAGCAUUUCAAGCAUUUCUGGAAUUUUGCUACAUUGUUUGCACCAACAUCAUCACGGAUGAUACUCUCACAGAGCUCAGGGAUGCCCUCAAGCACUUCCAUAGAUACCGCACCAUAUUCCAGACUAUCGGUGUCCGCUUUGACAUCUCCCUGCCCCGACAACACUCCCUUGUUCACUAUGAGAUUCUCGUCCGAAUGUUUGGCGCCCCAAACGGGCUUUGUUCAUCCAUCACCGAAUCCAAGCAUAUCAAGGCAGUAAAGAAACUGUGGCGAUGCUCGAGCAAACACAAGGCUCUCAGUCAGAUGCUCCUCACCAAUCAGCACCUGGACAAAAUCGCGGCAGCAAGAGUUGAUUUUCAUUUGCGCGGGAUGUUUAAAGGUUCUUGCGCUUUCAGCUACUAUAAUUCAUUUUUCAACAAUUGCUUCAAUCCCAAAGAUGAUAACAGCACUGAGUCGGACAUCGACAACAACAACCACGAAGCGCAGUGGCCCGAAAAAACCAAUCCAUUAACCAAGGAAGCUGACGACUAUGACAAUGUCGAGGAUGACGGAGUUGUAGAUGACGAGGACAUUAUUGCUGAUAUUCACGCUGACGACAAUCAUUCUUCCACCGAUGUCCCCCUUCGUGACUGUCCAUCUUUUACAGGACACAUCAAGAUUUUCCAUUCCGCUUCCGCUACGUUCAUUGCACCAAGCGAUCCAAGCGGAAUCACUGGCAUGUGA